Messenger RNA from Camelina sativa (false flax), 2400 nucleotides. Lineage: Eukaryota; Viridiplantae; Streptophyta; Magnoliopsida; Brassicales; Brassicaceae. The record is from RefSeq and is a predicted model, not a curated record.
AUGUGGAAUUCUAGAUCAAGAGAGUGGAUGUACAACCGGAUUGAUCCAAGGAUAAACAAUAUCUCGAGAGAAUAUUCGGCGGGUGUUGAUGAGUUUAUCGAAUUUGCUUGUUCUCAGCUGCCAAUGGCCAAAAGAGGUAAAGGUAAAAUCCCGUUCCCUUGCAUAAUUUGUGAGAACGAGAAGUCUUUGAAAGCAGAUAUUGUUUCGACGCAUCUGCAUGGAACAAAUAGUCAUUAUGAUACUGCAGAUUAUGCUAGCGGUAGUCAAUUAGUAGAGCAUGAUAUAGGGAAUGUAUAUGCUGGGAUGGCGAAUGAUGCAUUUCAGGGUUCGACGACAUUUAAUGCAACUGAUGGAAGUGGAUAUUAUGUUCAGGAAGAACCGACUCAUGAGGCAAAAAAGUUUUAUGACAUGUUAGAUGCUGCGAAUAUUCCUAUUUAUGAAGGUUGUCGUGAAGACGAGAAUUUGGAGCAUUAUAAGUUCUGCGCAAAACUGAGAUACAAGACUAGUGAUGGACGAACUAGAAUACCAUUCAGCCGUAUGUGGUAUUUACCUAUUGGUGACAGAUUGAAGAGGAUGUAUCAAUCACAGAAAACUGCAGCAGCGAUGAGAUGGCAAGCUGAGCAUGAGUCACAAGAUGGAGUAAUGUGUCAUCCAUCUGAUGCAGCAGAGUGGAAGAAUUUCCAAAAGCUUCAUCCUUCAUUUGCAGAAGAAAAGAGAAACAUUUAUCUUGGAUUAUGUACAGACGGAUUUAAUCCUUUUGGGAUGUCGAAAAAUCAUUCGAUGUGGCCCGUGAUCAUCACACCAUACAACUUGCCUCCAGACAUGUGCAUGGGAAGUGAGUAUCUGUUUCUUACGAUACUAAAUUCUGGACCAAAUCAUCCGCGAGCAGGUAUUGAUGUUUUUCUCCAACCACUAAUCGAGGAGUUAAAGGAAUUGUGGAGUAAUGGAGUGGAAGCGUAUGACAUUUCAUUAGAUCAGAAUUUCAACCUUAGAGCUGCUCUUUUAUGGACAAUCAAUGUUUUUCCUGCAUAUGGUAUGUUGUCGGGAUGGACUACACAUGGAAGAAUAUCGUGUCCGAUUUGCAUGGAUGAUACAAAGGCGUUUCAGUUACCGGCUGGUAGAAAGACAUUUUGGUUUGACUGCCAUAGAAGAUUUCUUCUUGCAGGGCAUUCACUACGAAAAAAUAAAAAAGAUUUUCUGAAAGGUAAGCAUGCUUUAAACGACAAUCCACCUCAAUCUUUGACUGGUGAGCAAGUUCUAUAUGAGCGUAUACGGCAUGUGCGACCUCCUAAAACUUCUGAAGUUGGUGGAAAUGGUCAUGAAGUCAAGGUCGACGGCUAUGCUACAUGGCAUAAUUGGCAUAAAGAAAGUAUCCUUUGGGAGUUAUCAUAUUGGCCGGAUUUGACGCUACGACACAAUCUUGACAUGAUGCAUAUCGAGAAGAAUGUCCAUAAUAACAUCAUGUAUACUGCUAUGAAUGUUAAAGACAGAUCAAAAGACAAUGUGAGGUCAAGAGUAGAUAUUGCACGAUUUUGUGAUCGGCCCAAAUUGCAUAUGGAUGAUCGAGGAAAAGCUCCAUUUCCUAUUUGGAGAUUGACGGCCAAAGCGAAACAAUGUUUACUAGAAUGGGUGAAAAACGAUGUUAGAUUCCCUGACGAAUAUGUAGCAGAUUUAGUUAAUUGUGUAGACGAAGAACAAAAGAUAUCCAGCAGGGCAAAACAAUAUGAUGCAGGUGAAGUGCCCAGAUAUCCUAUACCGGUACCGGAUAUAUUCACACAAGCUGGACGUCCUAGUGGAGUAAGUAGUGAAAUUUGGUUAAGUGAAAAAGUUUACAAAUGCGCACAUGCAUAUGUUCUACGGAUUUGUGAUUACUUCCGGCCGCAUGAGAGAUUGUUAGAAGCGCAAAUUCAAUAUGAAUAUCCAGAAUUGUCUGAUGAAGAAGUCACAUCAAAAAGAGAUGAAGAUUUUGCUUCCUGGAUUCGACAAUAUGUUAAUACAAUGAGAGAUCAGGAGUCUUUUCCUCCAUGGGUUUAUGAUAUAGUCGAAGGUCCUGAAAAUUGUGUCAUCUCGUGGCCCGUUUAUUUUACAAGAGGUUACCUGUUUCACAUCCAAGAUCACGGACGUACGAAAAAGACAAUGCAUUAUGGUGUAUGUGUCAAAAGACAAAACUAUUCAGAAGAUUCAGAAGAGGAUGAUUUUUAUGGAAUCUUGGAAAAUAUCAUUGAACUUCAAUAUCCAGGUUUUUUAGGAUUAAAGAUCACCCUCUUCUACUGUAAAUGGUAUGAUCCUACUAUUGGUAAAGGCACUCGAGUAAGAGAUGGAGGCAUUGUUGACGUGCUCGAAUCAGGGAAAUAUCAUAACUNGAUCAUGAGUCUUUUCCUCCAUGGGUUUAUGAUAUAG